UAAGGACACAACCGGAAGUAGGAAUCUGCGUAUGUUUGAAGCGAGCGUUCACAGGCUUGCACAGUGACAUGUUACAGUUUGUAUUUAUUUCGCAGCAAGAGUGUUUGCUAAAGUGGACAUAUCAAGGCGUAACUGCGUACAGAGGUUUAGUGUCACGUUAGAAAAGCACGAAAUGGCUCAGUACACUUUCCAAGAGCAGCUGCUGUCCGUCAUGGAGGUUGUGGCCAAAGCAGCGACGGAGGAAAUUAACCGGCGUGUAGCCGACAGCUGUGCGGUUAUCCGCCUCGAGCUCUCCCGCAGCCAGAGAGACAUAGACAGCCUGAAAAGGAAGUGUCAGGUGAUGGAGAAUGAACUGAGGAAGGUACGCGGAAGAGGGAGGAGGAAAGUGUUCAUCUGCAGCUCCUCUGAGAAGAUACCUUUUCAGAGUGUGUGUGCCAGAGACACUGGUGUAAAUGCAUGCAGAGCUGAACAGCCUGUUCCACCAACACAGGAGGAUCCUGAAGUGUCCACACAGCACAUCCGUCAGACUAUCCAGAUACUGGAGGACAGAUCUGCAGCAGCUGCCAUUAAAGAGGAGGGAAAUGAAAUUGAUCCAUGGAGUAGGGGAGAGGCUGGAGGGCAGUUUCCUUAUGGUCGUCAUGGCAACAAGCCACACAACUCAGCUCAGGAGAUAUGUGAAGACCAAAACCGAUUUAGUGAAGAUAUGGAGAGACAGAUGACGCACCUCACACGCAUCAGUUCUCCGGUUACGAGCAGUGAGGAGCGUCCAAGCAGUCUAAGACUUCAGGUGAAAACUGAAAAGGAGGAAGAGGAAGAGAAGGAAGUAGCAGAAGUCAUCCUGGUGGAAGGGUCUGAGCAAAGGAGAGAAGAAACUAAUCACCAGGAGUUUGCUUAUAACAGCAACAGUAACGAGGCAGAAAGAACAGACAAGUCCUUCACGUCCACUCAGCUUUCAUGUGACCUUUCAGUCUUCUCUCAGCCUGUGGAAGCCGCCAUGGAACAAUCCGGAAAUGAUGCCAAAACUAUACAGAAUGACCAGAUAGAGAUGUAUGGUGUCGGACAGGUCAGUGUCCAUGAGCAACCACAGCCAGCCUGGUGCAGAGACAGAGCACAUGAGGCAGAUCAUAUGGUACAAAGACAGAGGCAUGAUGGCUCAAGCACACACCAGCAGCACAGGACUUUAUCCAGACCCAGUGAGGCCGGAGUCGGAGCCGGCAUGGCCUCUCAGACCGGAUCUAACAUACCCCACCAAGCCUUUUUGGGAAGAGGCCGUGGCGGACUCAGACGUUUCCGCGCUCAGUGGGUGACAAGCGUGGACGGAGAACGGCGCUUCAGAUGCUCAUUCUGUGAGCGGACCUUUGUGCGUUUUGGCCAGCUGAAGGAGCACAUGCGCAGCCACACUGGCGAGAGGCCGUACACGUGCAGCCAGUGCGGCCGCAGCUUCACCAAACAGGGCAAUCUGAUCCGGCAUGCCGUCGUGCACAGUGGAGAGAAACCAUACCAGUGCAGCCUGUGUGGGAAAUGCUUCACUCAGCGCUCCAGCUUAAAGUCCCACCAGAAAACACACACGCCGGACAGAGACACUGUUCUGCAAGGAUUAGCUGUGCGUCAGCUGGUCAGAGAGCAACACGACAGCCUGGCUGUGACACAAACCAGGGGUUUUGUAUAGCAACAAUCCAGAACUGAUUUCAGUAUGACUUGGAAGGGCAAGUGUUGAUAAGCAGUUACACAGAUACUGUCGCAUUCAUUGACACUUCCCAAUAUGUGGCUGCCUAAAGAAGCUGAGUGUUUGAUCAGUGCUUACAUUCUCUAGGAACGUUCUUUCCUAUUCAGAAGACAGCAUAAUAACAGAUGUCUUCUAAAAUUCCUUAUUUUGGUCAGAUUUGAACGAAUAUCAUUUGCUGUUUUUGGUGAAGGACAUACUGUUCAUGGACAAGAGUUCUGUUGAAAGUUUGAAAAGCAUGACAGAUAGCUAAUCUAACAUAAACAACACUAGCUAGCUAAUGUAAUCUGUCCUAACAGGUUAUGUAGGUCAGAGUUUGUAGGUUGUGCCACAAUGUGGCAGUGUUGGCAUUAAGCGUGCUCCUUUUUUAAGCAGCAGACUCCAGUACAUUCCCAAUGCAUUAAUCACUGUGGUCUUUUUCACCAGACUUGUGCUAUGACCAGUGCAUGUCCCUUGUAAAGCAUAUUGAGCAUUUGAGUUCUGUUAUUACGGCAUUCCAUGUGGGUCACACUCGUGAUUUCAAGCUAGUCUUGGCUCUUAAUCUAGACAGUGCCUGGCUACAUUUCAGCCUGUAGUUGUCCUGCAGCAGUGCGCUCUCUCUCUCUCACAUCAAAUAAUAAUUUGAAGUAGCUGACAUACCGAAGCAUAGUCUUCUAGAAAACAUCUUACCUUUUGCCAGACACUGUGUAUUGUCUUGUUGUGCAAAAAUGACAAUACAUAUCAUAUUGUGAAACGUUUCUCGUUACGCCACUAUAGACAGUGAUGCAAAACUAUUGCAUCUCAGGAUAUGUGCACACUUGCUCUCUCUGCCGGUCACACAUAUCGGCUGUAUAUCAGUUGUGCUUGUCGUAGUGUAUUGAUUCAACACAGUGUCAUGAAAUCAUAUAGAUGGGUCUCCACCACUAACAUUUCCACCAAACACAAUGUACCAUUUCCUGACGGUUAGUGAAAUCCUGUCUCCUGUCCUCUCACAUCCUUCAAAUGUUGUGGUCUGUGUUUUGGUUUGCAUUGUUACACAGGUUGGGAACCUCUGAUGAACCUCAGAUUAACUUGCUAGGUAGAGUUGCUUACCUAGUAUAAGUGUAGUGCAGUAUUUUUACAUGUGAAGGACUUUACUCAGUGACUUACAUUUAGCAGGUUGAAGAUUCUCCACAAGGGGGCGCUCUCAAAUAGCUGAUGGAUUUAUUGUUAGUAGAACCAGCAGGUUCUGACAAAACGCAUAUAUUUGCACUUAAAAAAACGUGUAUAUGAAGUAAAACAGCUGAAACACACCAUACGCCAACACUGGCUACCAUCAACUGCUACAUGACUUUUUUUUUUUUUAAGCUGAUACUGGGAACGUCCUGUCAGUCAGUAACAUAAAACCUAACAUAAAACAUAAAAUUGUAUAUAUACUUAUAUACAAUAUGUCAGGCCAAAAUACCCAUUUUUUUGUCAUCCAAGUGACAUUGAUCAUUUAACAAAACAAAGUUCAUAAAACGCCUGUUGCUAAUUUCAGAUUAUAGACAGAUGUGUCAAUAAGCUAAAAGUAGAAAUAUGAAACGGCUUUAUUGAUUCUAAUUGUUUCAUUUUCAUUACAACAUUUAAAACACAAGAAAUUAAGUCAUCUUUUAGAAAACUGCUCUCAGUUUGUUUCUCGUUAAUGACACCGUCCUUUUUAUAGCAAAUUCAUAAUCCAUGACUGAAAAAAGUACUCAAAAAAUCUAAAUAUGAUGAUUUAAUACCUGCACAUACUCUUUUGGGCAUUGCCAUGAAAUGGAUCUGAGGUGUGACAAUUUAAGUGAUUUUUGUAAGGAUGUAGUAAAUGUUAAACAUUUUUGUUAAUGAAAAAAAAAAAAAAAGUAGACAUGAGGACAUGAAGGCCAAGUGUGUACAAGUGUGAAGAAUUUGAGUUUAUUGAUAUUAAAUAUGAUAUCUUUCAUUAUUUUACAGGAACAUUAAAACAGGUGAUGGUCCAAUGCAGAAUUUGACCAAAACUUAUUUGCAUAUAAGUUUUGUUCAAAGACUCAUCAGUUUUUUGAAGGUCGGUGUGGUAAAAGCAAAAAUGAUAUGAUAAACAACAAACCUUGCUUCAUUUUCAUUAUUGUGAUGUUAUAAUGAGUAGUACUGAUGAUUAAAAAAAUCUUUUUUACAAAUAGAAUAUCUCAGAGCAUCCGUUCCUUUCAGGGUUUGAGUGCAGAGAUUUUCGUGUAGCUUCUCUGUUAAUAAACAUGUUUAUGCUGUUUCUCACACCAGGAAUAACUCACAAUGCAUGAUCAGUUUUCUGACAUGAACCAGGAAACUAGAACAUCUAGAACAAAAGUGGAAUUCAGUGUUGGAUUUUGUAAUGCAUGUUUGGCUGUGAUCCACCAUUUGCACAUGCAUUAGAAAAAUGCAACCUGAAUGUUAAAGUGAAAUUAGCAAAUAGAUUUUAAUUUUUGUGGUUUGUUUUUCUUUUUUUGCUUUCUUUGAUUCCUCUUAUCGUUUUAACAUGAUCUCUGACAAGACAUGACUGAUGUCCAUGUGAUAUGAACUAAAAAAUUGGAUUAUUUAUUUUCAUAGAGGUUCUUACAAAGGUGCCAGGCUAGUUUUAACGGUAAAUAUAUGCCGUAUACCACAUUGGUAUCUGACUGUAAAUACAGAAAACUGACUGCUGUAGCUGAGUGAUGUAAUGUUAUCUUUGGCCACAUUCGGAACACAAGUCUUAUUGCUCAGUUCAGAUUUUUUUCCUUACAAUUCAAAAUUUAUGGCCUUACCAAUAGGUCAGCUGUAACCGUUAUUUUGAACAAAUCUGUGUUCUCACUGCACUGAAACAAAACACAUUAUCACAAAUUUCAAAGUUGUGUAGGUGUUCUGUGAAUUUCUGGGCCAUGUGAAAAUGUAGUGUGUGUUAGAGGACCUUUGCUUCUUUUUGAAAAGGCUUUUCAGUGCAGGGCCAUUUGCAUCAUGAACAUAAAAAAAGCAUUUUUUUCUGCAGUGAUAAAAUGAGCAAACAAGUAGCACAACAUUCUUUGCUCUGGAGGUCUAUUGUCAAUCUGUCACCUGUUCAGGAUGAAACUUAGAUGCACAGAUUUUGCUCAUUGUGGAGACAGGUUCAGGUGUGAGAGAUGUUUAGAUGCUGGAAAGGAGCCAGUGGUGAUGUGCAUGUAUGAGGCUCAAAUCUUGAUGACGUGGUUACUGUAGAUGAUUGAAUAGCAGAAUGAGUAUAACAUUGAAUACUCCACAUUUUGGUCACACAUUGGACAAUAAUUAGGCACAACAUUGCGUUUGGGCCAGUGUAGACUUGUAAUAUUAAUGCAACCUUUGAAACUUCACAAUCAGGGGUGGGUCCAGCAGGGAGAGUAGUGGAAGUGACUACCCAGGCCCAGUAGGAGGGGGACCUUAAGGGGCCUAGAAGUAGAAAUAAUUCCAAGGGGCCUGAGUAGAUGGACUCACAAGGAAUAAAAUUGUCAGGAAAACUAACAAUUCUAAUGACUUUUUCAACAGACAUUAGCAAACAUCCUGUACUUGGUGCAGCUCUCCAGCUCAUAUCACAGCUGCUGGCUGUACAUUUGAGAGAGUAUGUUUGGUCGACUUACCACAAGUGUGUAAAGCUUCACUGAAGCUUGCGACUAAUCACCUAUCACCAUUGUUCCCAAUGACCAAUCACUGAUCACCAUUGUUUCCCAAUGACUGAUCACUGAUCACCAUUGUUCCUAACGACCAAUCACUGAACAUCAUAGUUCCCAAUGACCAAUCACUGAUCACCAGUUUUCCAAUGACCAAUCACCGAUCACCAUUGUUCCCAAUGACCAAUCACUGAUCACCAUUGUUCCCAACGACCAAUCACUGAAUCACUGAUCACCAUUGUUCCCAAUGACCAAUAACUGAUCACCAUUGUUUCCCAAUGACUGAUCACCGAUCACCAUUGUUUGCCAAUGACUAAUCACCGAUCACCAUUGUUCCCAAUGACUAAUCACUGAUCACCAUUGUUCCUAACGACCAAUCACCGAUCACCAUUGUUCCCAACGACCAAUCACUGAUCACCAUUGUUCCCAAUGACCAAUCACUGAUCACCAUUGUUUCCCAACGACCAAUCACUGAUCACCAUUGUUUCCCAAUGACUAAUCACCGAUCACCAUUGUUCCCAAUGACCAAUCACUGAAAACCAUUGAUAUUCUGAUAUUCUAUUCAGAAAAGUUGCAUUCCUCAUGU
Messenger RNA from Pangasianodon hypophthalmus (striped catfish), 5896 nucleotides. RefSeq lists its product as uncharacterized. The coding region runs from base 173 to 1669 and encodes 498 amino acids. The transcript has 4 exons. NCBI's taxonomy places the organism in Eukaryota, Metazoa, Chordata, Actinopteri, Siluriformes, Pangasiidae. The record is from RefSeq and is a predicted model, not a curated record. Gene Ontology annotation, molecular function: RNA polymerase II cis-regulatory region sequence-specific DNA binding; DNA-binding transcription factor activity. Gene Ontology annotation, biological process: regulation of transcription by RNA polymerase II.